This is a messenger RNA of Microtus ochrogaster (prairie vole), 883 nucleotides long. It is a transcript of the gene Syce1l, whose product is annotated as synaptonemal complex central element protein 1 like. Gene Ontology annotation, cellular component: synaptonemal complex. The record is from RefSeq and is a predicted model, not a curated record. Gene Ontology annotation, biological process: synaptonemal complex assembly. Bases 1 to 555 code for a protein of 184 amino acids. The transcript is spliced from 9 exons. Lineage: Eukaryota; Metazoa; Chordata; Mammalia; Rodentia; Cricetidae.
AUGGUUUUCCUUUCUACAGGGCAGGCCACUUCUCUGAGUAAGACUGAAGACUUGCUGGAAACAGUGAAAAAGCUGCAGAAAGAGGGAAGCCUGGAACCCCAGAUUGAGGACCUGAUUCAUCGAAUUAAUGAGCUGCAGCAAGAAAAGAGGAGAUCCAGCGUGGAACUGGGAGAGGCCCAAGCACUCCAGGAAGCCAUGAAUCAGGAACUAGAUUCCUUGAAUGACGAGAAAGCUCACCUAGAGGAGGUCCUGGGCAAGAAGCAAGAGGCUCUGAUGAUUCUCCAGAAGCAUUGCCAAGAGAAGGAAAGUGAGACUCAGUGGUUGAAUGCUAACGGCCAACUGCAGGAGCAAGUGGAGGAUCUGACAAAUCAGCGCAAGGACCUCUGGGAGUUCCAUGUCCUACAGCAGCGGCUGACCCAGGAGAUCAGCACAAUGGAACACAACCAGGAUCAGCUGCUGAUGGAGAGGACUCUGCUGUGCGCCAGACUGCAGGAAGUGGAGAAGAGGCUGCAGACAGCUAGGGAGGCCCAGAACCCCCUUGGCAACUGUGGGUGAGAGGAGGACCAUGCCCAUCAGCUCGCGCCUCUGAUCUUUCGGCCUCUGUCUUGACUCUUCCUCCCUGAUGCCCUGGGCAAUUGCUCGUUUUCUUCUCUCUGCUUUUCUCAUAGGCUGGAGGAAUUGGGGGGACAGUCCCAGAGCAUCCCGGAAAGUCAGAAUGACAGGGGAGACAUAGGCACCCAGUGAACAGAAGCAGAGACUAGAGAGAAGUUGACCAAAGAGGAGCAGCAUCAGUUGGAGCCAUCAGGAGAGCUGCCAGGGACAGGGAUGCCCUGCUCAGCCAUGAGGAGCCACAAGUGCUCAUGUCCCUUUAAGACCUACCAAG